UAUCCUCUGUGAUGUUGCUGCUGGUGGCGGAUACAAACAUCACGGGGAAGUACGUUAGUCUUGAACGGCCAGUGUUAUUAUAUAACAUGAAGUAGGGGUGCUGAGUUUCCCUCAAGAUAAAAGAGGUCAACAACGGGAUGUAGCCGAUGAAAUGGAGUAUGAUGAGAAACUUGCACUUUUCCGCCAAACACGCCUCAAUCCUUUUGAUCGGGGAGAAGAAGAAGAAGAAGAAGAUGAUGCUCCACAAGGAGGCAAGGUUCCCCCCCAGCACGAAAUCAGAUCCGAGCUGUUCUCUAGGAGCAGAACUCACAGCACAGACCGGACCAUGGACCUUGGUCUAGCGGAAGAUCACUUCUCAUGUCCUAUGGGUUCUUUUGUGGCGUCCGACAUUGAACAGCUGAAAAUGGCCAUAGAGGAGUGUAAAAAACUGAUCUUGGAGCUGCCAGAACAUUCGGAGAGACAAAAGGACACCGUGGUGAAACUUAUUCACCUUCGUCUCAAACUGCAGGAGCUUAAGGACCCAGAGGAGGAUGAACCCAAUCUGAGGGUUUUGCUCGAGCACCGCUUUUCGAAGGAAAAGAGCAAGAGCGUGAAACAGACAUGUGACAAGUGUAGCACUAUCAUCUGGGGCCUUAUUCAGACGUGGUAUACCUGCUCAGGUUGUUAUUACCGCUGCCACAGUAAGUGUAUGAACCUGAUUACCAAGCCCUGUGUGAAAUCAAAGGUCAGCCACCAGUCGGAAUACGAGCUCAGCAUCUGCCCUGAGAUUGGACUCGACCGGCAGGACUACCGCUGCGCAGAAUGUCGCACGCCUAUUUCACUGAGAGGUGUCCCAAGUGAGGCCAGACAGUGUGACUACACAGGCCAGUAUUACUGCAGCACAUGUCACUGGAACGACACGGCCAUCAUCCCAGCUCGUGUCAUCCACAACUGGGAGUUUGAACAACGCAAGGUUUGUCGCUCCUCUUUGCGCUACCUGGGUCUGAUGAUGCCACGACCUGUGCUGAAGCUGAAGGAAAUCAACCCUCUGCUGUUCAACUUUGUGGAGGAACUGGUCGAGAUCAGGAAACUUCGUCAGGACAUUCUGUUGAUGAAACCAUAUUUUAUUACCUGUAAAGAGGCAAUGGAGGCUCGGCUACUGCUACAGCUACAAGAUCGACAGCACUUUGUAGAGAACGAUGACAUGUACUCGCUACAGGAUUUAAUUGACAUCUCCAGUGGGAGACUGAGCUGCUCCCUGACUGAGAUUCACACUACAUUCGCCAAACACAUCAAACUAGACUGUGAGCGUUGUCAGGCCAAAGGAUUUGUGUGUGAGCUGUGCAAAGAAGGAGACAUCCUGUUCCCUUUCGACAGUCACACCUCCGUCUGCCACGACUGCUCUGCUGUUUUCCACAGAGACUGUUACUAUGACAACUCCACAACUUGUCCCCGGUGUGCCCGGAUGACUGAGCGCAAACAGGACGAUGUGUCGGAAGACACGUAACUCUGGAAAGGACCAUGUGAUGUUACUCGAUGUUGCACUUUUGGCUUGUUUUGUGCAUUAUGUGUAAACUGCGGUGUCCUUCGGCGCACUACAUUACGAAGCAGAAGAUCAAGAAACCCAUCUGUAAAUUAAUAUAUACAUAUCUAUAUAUUUUUAGCAAACUUUUUAAUUUACACUAUAAUUGGAUGUACUGAACGUUGUGCAGAUUUUGCUCCGCAGGUAAUAGAUGCCUUACAGUGAAAUAGGUGACUAAGCAUGAAGGAAAUUUAUAUUCACCGCACAGGUAUUAAUUGCAUUACUGUGUACUGCUACAUUUGCUGAAAAGUAAAGUUUAAACUAAACGUCAGCUUCCACAUGCAAGCUGUGUUGUAUUAAGUGGAAAGAUUAUGUUUUUCAACUUUGUCCAGAGCUGUCGGUUCCAAGUUUAUCAGGUCAAGUACGUCGGAAGCGAAACAGUCACUUAUCUGUGUGAAAUGCCUGGUUUACAGUUUAGGCUCAUAAUCUUAAAAACAUUUCUUAAGAUCUUAAAACUAUUUCCUGACCCCGAGCAAUAGUUCCCAAAACCUUUAUGUUCCUUUUUUUCCAGAAGAAAUCAACAGGCUUCUCCUUGUGUUUGGGAUGUACAGUCUCCUAAUUUGUCUCUGAACGUGUGGUUUCAUACUUUCUGGUGUUAAUAUUUAGAAACACAAGACACACUGUGCUCUCUCUUCUUCAUCCCCCCGUGUACUGGAGAAGCUGAGUGAAAAGACUUUGGUCUUGGGUCCAUAAAUCGCCCUGUUGCUGUAUCGGUUCAUCUAUCGGCCACUUCUUUUAUACAAGCUUGUCUAUGCUUUGCUCGCAAUGCAGCUCCUCAGUUUGAGAGCCAUUGUACAAAAGCAAUAUCUCCUUUUGCAUUUCAUUUUUCAAUGAGCCACCCUGAAGACUGGGAAUAUUUGACACAAUAAAAAGGACUAAACUAUCCUUUGAAAUAGAGCACCCUGUAUAACCACACAGCAUGCAUUUUCGGUACAUUUCCCGUCCAGGAGAAUUACAAGAAAUGUGGGAGAUUAAAGAUGCUUUUCCUUUUACCCCAAAACUGUGAACUUAUUUCACACAGAUUGAUCUGUUUGAUGGCUCCAGUUUCAGUGUUAAGUAAACCGAUGUGAAUACUCAUGAUCAUUGUGUGCCUAAAAAAAAGGUGUCAGGUAACAUGCCGUACAGCUGGUAGCUGUCAUGUUCAUGUUUUUACAGUCUUAAAGUAGCACAUUUUGUCAUCGGAUGACAAAGAUAUUAAGUGACACCUGUGCUUGUUGACCUCAUGUAUUUGUUGUGUUCAGUAUGAUGUUGUGUCAGUCGAAUAGACUUAACAGUGCACAGUGUUGUUGAAAGCCAUGUCCUGUUGUAAAAUCAUGUGGAGUCGAGCAUGAAUAAAGUUAUUCAGUAUGUGAAA
Messenger RNA from Solea senegalensis (Senegalese sole), 2915 nucleotides. RefSeq names its product differentially expressed in FDCP 8 homolog (gene def8). The coding region runs from base 152 to 1486 and encodes 444 amino acids. NCBI's taxonomy places the organism in Eukaryota, Metazoa, Chordata, Actinopteri, Pleuronectiformes, Soleidae. The transcript has 12 exons. The record is from RefSeq and is a predicted model, not a curated record.